AUGGCCGCCACGGCGAUAUGGAAGAGCUUCCACCUGGAGGAGGAAUACCGCCGGCUCAUGGGCGACAGGGCCGCCGCGCUGGAGUGUUACCCGAGCGGUGAGGGGCGGCGCGUCAUCGCGGCGACCAAUGUGUUCGCCUCCGACCCGUACGCGCUGCCGCACGGUACCGAUGCGAGGGUCCGCGAGCUGUACCCGAGCCUGGUGGAGCUGAGCCGGGAGUCUUGCUACGUCUCCGAAGUUGGCCUGGAGAAGAUGGCCGCCGAGCUGCGCAGCUCUGGCACCUAUGCGGCGUCGAUGGCGGCGCCCAGGAGCCUGCCACCCAUCGAGCCCUUCAUGAUGUCGUCGCCAGCGGUGACCCGUCGCAUGCGGCCGGAGCCCCGGUUGUCGACACGGCCGGAGCCUCAGAGCGUCGUGAGGCCGGCGUACCUCCGCAGCGACACUGGCCGAAUGCCAGGCACGAGGGCUAACGAUGUGCUGAACGAGAGCGUGGACCGGUUCGCGACGAACGCCGCGGCAACCCUCGUCGGCAAUUGCAACAUUUUCGACACCGACAGCUACCGCAGGGGGGCACUGGGAUCCAGCAUCCCGCUGAACGAGCAGUCCUUGCUCACGCCGGUGCGGGCGCCUAGAAGCCAGUUCAACUUCCAGAAGGAGUUCCUGAGCGCCUUCCAGCCGGGCGUGGAGUCCGGCAACGACUACGGUGCCCUGGAGACUCCGGUGGUGGACCGAGCCGCGUCAAACAACGCUACCGUGAACGUGGAUACGCUGGUGUCGCCGUUUCCGUGGGAGAAGAGCGCGAACUUGGCAAGGGCGCAGGAGUUCGGCUACACACCCCGCGGAAGGGCCGGCGAGGCCAGCGAGCAGAAGUACCCGAGCUAUCUCUCGGGCGAUCUGAACCGUGCAAACGGAUCUGUGGUAAGGCCUCUAAGGCGUGUGGAAGACCCGGUAAGCCUGUUCGACUCGACGCGUCCGCGCAGGAUAAGCAGCACCGUCGCUCCCGGCGGCAGGGACUCGAGCGCCACGGGAUUCAACGUGAGAUCGCCCCUACGAUCUCUGAUGCGCGAGAGUGAUCACAGCUACGGCUACAAAAACUCGCAUACUACGCCGCGGUCGCUGUAUCACAACCUUCUUUAG
Molecule: messenger RNA, 1134 nt
Organism: Babesia bigemina
Lineage: Eukaryota; Apicomplexa; Aconoidasida; Piroplasmida; Babesiidae
Exons: 1
Coding region: 1-1134 (377 amino acids)
Source: RefSeq, a predicted model, not a curated record